Molecule: messenger RNA, 546 nt
Organism: Phytophthora nicotianae INRA-310
Lineage: Eukaryota; Oomycota; Peronosporomycetes; Peronosporales; Peronosporaceae
Exons: 1
Coding region: 1-546 (181 amino acids)
Source: RefSeq, a predicted model, not a curated record
AUGCGUUUGCUGAUGUGGAUCUUCGUUGCGACUAUAGUCACCUUCUUCUCGAGUGUCCGUGCUACCUCCGCCGCCGCUAACUCGGAUGAGACUCAAUUCGGGCAUCUUCCUUCGAAGGAAUUUGAUACUUCGACCCGUCUACUUUUUGGUGAGAAUGAUGAUACCUCCCAGCGGUUUCUACGAAGCGAUACGACAGCAGAUUUGACGACAUCUACUGACAAUUCGGCUGCGAGAUCUGAGGAGCGAGGGCUUAUCCCGUCCAAGCUUACAAACUUGCUUCGUAACGUGAAAGGUAAGUGGAAUACGAAUGCGUUGGUCGCUAAGGUGAAGGGUAGCUGGGCCAAGUUGAAAGACAGCUGGUUGGAGAAGGCAAUAAAGCACAUGGAGAAGAAGGGAGAAACACCGAACCAGGCGUAUGACCGUUUGACGAAAAAAGGGCAUCUCACGAAAAGCGAAGAGAUGCUGCUCAAAGCAUACUUACCCAGGUUCAAGGCCAACAACCCAGAAUUUAAACCCCAAAACGAGCUUUCAAAGUUACUUCAGUAG